AUGCGCAACGGAACAACAGCAAUAAUCGAGUGGAUAGGAGAGAUGGCAAAGUGCCUCACAGUUGAAAUCUCAAAAAUAGUCUUCACACUGCGUUCAGACGAGCCAGUUCCGGGCUUCAGCUCGGCCUCACCAUGGCCAACGUUGGAGCUCGAGUGGGGUCGCAAGUUGUAUCCCACAAGUGGCACACGCGGAAGUAGCUUAAUGUUUGGAUUGCCACCAGGUGGUGACCUUAAUCAACCUCGUGGACCCGUCACAAGCCUCAAAGAGGAACCAUUGGGUGCGAGAGCAUGGAUGCAGCAGCCGGAUCAGAGCAAUCUUGGAAUAGGCCGAGCUCAUUUCGAGAAGCAGCCACCGUCAAAUUUAAGGAAAUCAAAUUUCUUUCACUUUGUUAUUGCACUUUAUGAUCGAAACGGUCAACCAGUUGAAAUUGAAAGGACAGCUUUUAUUGGAUUUAUUGAGAAAGAUCAGGAAAUCGAAGGACAGAAGACGAAUAAUGGAAUUCAUUAUCGACUGCAGUUGCUGUACACAAAUGGUGCUCGACAGGAGCAGGACAUAUUCGUGAGGCUUAUCGACUCAGUUACCAAACAGGCAAUUAUGUACGAAGGACAAGACAAGAACCCAGAAAUGUGUCGAGUACUCUUAACACACGAGGUCAUGUGCAGUCGGUGUUGUGACAAAAAGAGUUGCGGUAAUCGUAACGAGACUCCAUCAGAUCCUGUUAUCAUUGAUAGAUUUUUCUUGAAAUUUUUCUUAAAGUGCAAUCAAAAUUGUUUGAAAAACGCUGGAAAUCCGAGAGACAUGAGAAGGUUUCAGGUCGUCAUCUCAACCCAAGUGAGCGUAGAAGGUCCACUGUUAGCUAUCUCAGACAACAUGUUCGUUCACAACAACAGCAAACAUGGUCGACGUGCCAAACGACUAGAUCCAGAUGGAAGCACCGCUGCUGGUAAUUCUCCGUUGUUAUCAGCUCAUGCAUUGGCCCCGGACAGCAUUUAUCCACCACUUCCAAUGGCAACACCAUGCAUAAAAGCAGUCUCACCAUCCGAGGGAUGGACAAAGGGCGGCGAUUCUGUCAUCAUUAUUGGUGACAACUUCUUUGAUGGAUUACAAGUCAUUUUCGGGACAAUGUUGGUGUGGAGUGAGUUGAUUACCACACAUGCUAUUCGUGUUCAUACACCGCCAAGGCAUAUACCGGGUGUGGUUGAAGUCACAUUGAGUUAUAAGAGUAAACAGUUCUGUAAAGGAUCACCUGGUCGAUUUGUUUAUAUUUCACUUAGUGAACCAACAAUCGACUAUGGAUUCCAGCGACUUCAGAAACUUAUACCAAGACAUCCAGGCGAUCCUGAUAAGUUACCAAAAGAGAUAAUCCUCAAACGAGCAGCAGAUAUUGCUGAAGCACUUUAUUCAAUGCCGCGGUCACCAUCAGGAGGUGGAGGUUCAGGAUUUAAUUCGUAUACGGGACAGUUGGCAGUUAGCGUUCAACCAGAUGGAAGUUCACAGUGGGCUGAAGCCGAUGAGUAUAGUCGAGCACAAAGUAGCAGUGUAAGUCCGCGUGGCGGCGGUGGAUAUUGUUCAAGUGCUUCAACACCACAUUCAUCAACUGGCGGGUCAGCAUCUUAUGGUACAACAUUAACAAAUGGCUAUGGACCACCAGCACCAAUUCAGAUGACUGGAUUGUCAACAUCGUCACCGGCUUCAUCAGGAAAUGUUUUCAAUUCAGCAUCUAGUGAGUUUUACUACCGUUAAGCAUCACGACAUCAUCGAAAUUUAUCUAAUAAAUAAUCAACAAAAAACAACACAAUUUAAUCUAGACUAGAUGAAAUAAAUCUUAAAGUUCAUUGCUUGUAAAUGGAUGAGCAUUAUUUAAAAAUAUUCAAUUAACAAAAUCAAAUUUUUGACCAUAUCAUGGGAAGGAAGACGACACAACAUAUCUGUGGAACUGCACAUCAUCGUUAUUAAUGAGGAAGAUUUUUUCAAAAUUAUUUUUAUAAAAUUCUUAAAUUCGAAUAUCGAUUCCGAAAGUAAAAAAAAAUAAUUUCGAAAGUGAAAUAAUUCAAUUUCGAAAAAGAAAUAAUUUAA
Messenger RNA from Chironomus riparius, 2076 nucleotides. NCBI's taxonomy places the organism in Eukaryota, Metazoa, Arthropoda, Insecta, Diptera, Chironomidae. The record is from the annotation of a GenBank genome assembly.